GGGCCCGCCUGCGGGGCGGGCCGGGGGUACCGGGGGGCCCCGGGGGGUACCGGGCGGUACCGGCCCAUACCGGGCAGUGCCGGGGGUCCCGGCGCCCUCGCAGUCCGUUGGCCCCCCAGGAUGGCGGCGUGGGCGCUGCUGGCGCUGCUGGCUCUGGCUCCGGCGGCGGCAGGGGGAAUGCUCAGCUUUGCCUCCUACUAUGGUGACCACAUGGUGCUGCAGCAGAAGCCGUCAGGGGCUGUGGUGUGGGGCCACGGGGAGCUAGGGGCCAUGGUGACCCUGACUCUCUCAGGUGCCAGUGGCCUCGUCAUCAUGGAGAAAACAGCACAGGUUAAAGGACCUUCUGGGACUUGGACAGCUGUCCUGGACCCAGUGGAUCGGGGCGGUCCCUAUGCACUGACAGCUGAGCAGGGCUUGGAGAAAGUGACACUGCGGGACAUCUACUUUGGAGAUGUGUGGCUUUGCAGUGGGCAGAGCAACAUGGCAAUGACAGUCCUGCAGGUGGCCAAUGCCAGCCAGGAGCUCGCCGCCGCCACUCACUAUCCCUACAUCCGUAUCUUUGCUGCGGCGCCUGCCCGCUCCAGUGUGGAGCUGGAGGACCUGGAGCAGAUUGAUUUGCCAUGGUCCAUUCCAACAGCUGAAAACCUGGGCCAUGGGAAUUUCACCUACUUCUCGGCCGUGUGCUGGCUGUUGGGGCGCUCCCUGUAUGAGGCUCUGGGGUCCCCCAUCGGGCUGGUGGAGGUAGCCUGGGGAGGGACCCCCAUCGAGGCCUGGUCCUCCCGCCGAGUUCUGCAGGCAUGUGGGCUCCCAGAGGACACAGGGAGCACCUUCCCACAUCAGCAUCUCUCUGGCCCACAAACGCCCUCCGUGCUCUGGAACGCCAUGAUCCACCCGCUGCUCAACAUGACCCUACGGGGUGUCGCUUGGUACCAGGGUGAGGCCAAUACCUUCCUGAACACAGACCAGUACAACUGCACCUUCCCUGCGCUCAUUGCUGACUGGCGCUGGGCGUUCCACACCGGAUCAGCCAGACAGACGGAGCCACUUCUCCCCUUUGGCUUUGUGCAGCUGUCCACCUACCGCCGUCAGAGUGCAGACGACAGCUUCGCCCGGCUCCGCUGGCACCAAACAGCCAACCUGGGGGUUGUUCCCAAUGCCAGGAUGCCCAGAACUUUCAUGGCUGUAGCCAUGGAUCUGGGCGAUGAGCACUCUCCCUAUGGCAGUAUCCACCCCCGGGACAAGCAGAAUGUGGCUCACCGACUGCUGCUGGGUGCCAUGGCUGUGGCCUAUGGGGACAAGGGCCUCGUGUUCCAGGGACCAUAUCCCACCCGGGCUGUCCUGGAGGUGACCAGGGGGCUGCUGAAUGUCACCUACAGCCAGAAGCUCAUCUACCGUCAGAGGGAUGCGCGGGCAUUUGAGGUGUGCUGUUCCAGCCAGGCAUCCCCGUGCCAGUGGCUGCUGGCACCAGUGGUGGCAGUGGGGUCCCGCACGGUGACGUUGGCGCUGAGUGGCUGCAGGACACUGGUGCUGGGCCUGCGCUAUGCCUGGGCUGAGUGGCCCUGUGAGUACCAGGCCUGCCCCCUGUACAACUCCCAGGGGCUGCCUGCACCCCCCUUCCUGCUGGACACCCUCCCUGCAGGGAAUGCUGACGGAGGGAGGGAGCUGCUGCUCCUUCCCAGCUCCAGGUACCCCCUAAAUUAGGGAGAUGAGUGAGCUCAGACCUCUGGCAAAACACUAAUGGCUCCUGGCACUGUCCCUUCCCAAGCCAGGGAAUCAGAGACUUCAUUACUACCUUAUUAAUUAAACAAAUUUUCAGCUCCUCUGUGGACUCAAGCCAAGGCUACAGGGUGGGGGGAAGGGGGAAAAGCCAAUUACAAUUAAAUAUAUGAAAAAUUAUGUAAGGAGAAGCAGCAGGACACAGCAAUGGGAGCUGAACCCCUCACUGCUGCUCCCUUCCCUAUGGAGCUGGUCCUGGCCCCCCAGACACCCCAUUUCUCUGGGUACAGACUGCUGAUCCCCAGGGCAGGGUGCUCACAGGAUCCAGGGAUCAGCUUCCAGCUGCAGGGUGGAGAGGGGGAGAGAGGAGCUCUGCCAAAAAACCACAGCCAAAUACUAAGGCUGGGCUGGGACGGAGCUGUGGAGGGCUGCAAGUGCCUUCCACCUCCCUCUCUUAAUAAAAAGUUAAACUCA
Pyrgilauda ruficollis (rufous-necked snowfinch) is the source of this 2190-nucleotide messenger RNA. RefSeq names its product sialic acid acetylesterase (gene SIAE). The transcript is spliced from 10 exons. Gene Ontology annotation, biological process: carbohydrate metabolic process. The record is from RefSeq and is a predicted model, not a curated record. The coding region runs from base 121 to 1701 and encodes 526 amino acids. Gene Ontology annotation, molecular function: sialate O-acetylesterase activity. Lineage: Eukaryota; Metazoa; Chordata; Aves; Passeriformes; Passeridae.